AUUCUCACAUUAUGGAAGUAACUUCUCGAACACUUCCUUACACCAUAAGAUUCGUUGGUCUACUUGGCAGUCAUUCUCUUGGUAGAAAUCCAAAGUUUAUGGCUACUGCGGUAGAUUUAGGAAGAGAAUUGAUAAGGCGAAAGAUUAAACAUGCCUAUGGAGGAGGUAGUGUUGGCCUUCAAGGAGCUGUUGCUUCAACAGUCUUUACUAAUGGUGGUCUCGUUAGAGGUUUCAUUCCUGGGUACAUAGCAACACGACGAGUCUAUGGACCUACGUACGGUGUAGAGCACACAGUUUCCAGCAAUUACUACAAAUAUUUUGAGAUGAAUCAUGCCGUGAAAGCUUUCAUCAUUCUUCCCGGAGGAGUUGACACUAUGGAAGGUUUGUUCACCUUGAUCUCGUGGGCUUCUGAAGGGUUACACAAUAGACCCAUUAGUCUUUUAAACAUUGACGGUUAUUUCAAUAACCUUCUCAAAUUCUUAGACGAUGCAGUGAGGCAGAACUUCAUGGCUUCCAGUCAGAGGAAUCUUUUUAUUUCUUCUUUCUUUGUUGACAAGCUUUUAGAAAAACUAGAGUUUGCUAAAGCUUUCCCGGGUCCUGGGGCUAGUUAUGACGAGUUUGCAAAUCCUGGGAGAUUAGAUUUAGAAUUGCAUUUGUAACAUUCCUCAUACGAUCUAAGUUUUUUUUGUUGAAAUGAUAUUAUCCAUAAAUAUUAUUCUAGGCUGAUGAUUACAUGACACCUAUGUAUUCAAUAUAAUUGUUCUUGAUGAUGAUUACAUGAAACCUAUGUAAUCAAUAUAUUUGUUCUUGAUGAUGAUUACAUGACACCUAUGUAAUCAAUGUACUUGAUGAUGAUAACAUGAUUUCACAUUUAAUCAAUUUGAUUGUUCUUGAUGAUGAUUACAUGACACCUAUGUAAUCAAUGUACUUGAUGAUGAUAACAUGAUGCAUGAACCUAUAACCCGCAAGGAACGACCUUGCCCU
Messenger RNA from Cuscuta campestris, 984 nucleotides. Lineage: Eukaryota; Viridiplantae; Streptophyta; Magnoliopsida; Solanales; Convolvulaceae. The record is from the annotation of a GenBank genome assembly.